Olea europaea var. sylvestris is the source of this 1241-nucleotide messenger RNA. RefSeq names its product pentatricopeptide repeat-containing protein At2g44880. The annotation marks the transcript as partial. The transcript has a single exon. NCBI's taxonomy places the organism in Eukaryota, Viridiplantae, Streptophyta, Magnoliopsida, Lamiales, Oleaceae. Gene Ontology annotation, molecular function: RNA binding; protein binding. The record is from RefSeq and is a predicted model, not a curated record. Gene Ontology annotation, biological process: RNA modification.
CACGGCAAUAAAUAUGAAUUUUUUUUUAAAAUCACCAUUCCAACUUCCGAAAAUUAUUGACGAGGCGGGAAUGCUAUUAAUCGUUUGUUCAUCACUGUAUGAGUGAAAAAGACACCCAAUCGACAUGGAUAUGGAAUCCGAAAGAGAGAAAAUGCCUCUCAAUCCUCCAAAGAAAAAUCCACGGCAGAGCCACGCUCCUUCAAAUCCACGCUUUCAUGCUCCGAAACGCCCUCGAAACCAACCUUAACCUCCUCACAAAGCUCAUCGCCACCCUCUCUUCCUCUGACCCACAAUGCGGAAUCCACCACGCCCGCCGCCUGUUCGGUCAAAUCCGGCAUAAGUCCAACACUUUUCUAUGCAAUACUAUGAUGAAAGCCCACCUUAAUUCCGGACAAUUUUCUGAGGCUGGUGUUUUGUAUAAUGAAUUGAGGAGGAAAGAUAGUUUUGGGCCGGAUAAUUACACUUUUUCGACUCUGGCGAAAUGUUGCGGCUUGAGUUUUUCUGAAUUUGAAGGAACUGAAGUGCAUGCCCAUGUGUUGAAGUAUGGGUUUAAGUCGAAUUUGUAUGUGGCGACCGCGUUCGUCGAUAUGUAUGGGAAAUUGGGGAAAAUGGGUUUUGCGCGGAAAGUGUUUGAUGAAAUGAUUGAAAGGAGUCAGGUGUCGUGGACCGCGCUUAUUGGCGGGUACGUGAGAAAUGGAGAAAUGAGCGUGGCAAAAGAGUUGUUUGAUCUAAUGCUGGAGAGUGAGAAGGACACUGCUGCGUUUAAUGUUAUGAUCGAUGGUUAUGUCAAGGUAGGGGAUAUGGAGAAGGCCAAGAGGUUAUUCGAUGCUAUGCCCGAGAGAAAUGUUGUGUCUUGGACUAGUAUGAUUGAUGGGUAUUGUAGUAAUGGUGAUGUGGAGGAAGCUAGGUUGCUAUUUGACGCCAUGCCUGAACGAAAUUUGUAUUCUUGGAAUGUGAUGAUUGGUGGAUAUUGUCAGAAUAAACAGCCCCACGAGGCAAUGAGAUUGUUUCAUGAAUUGCUGACCGAGAAAGUGUUUGAUCCUGAUGAUGUUACUGCUGUUAGUGUUCUUCCAGCAAUUGCUGAUUUGGGUGCUCUGGAUAUGGGGAAUUGGGUAUAUGAGUUCGUGAAGCGGAAGAAGCUGGAUAGAUCUUCAAAUGUUUGCACAGCACUGAUUGAUAUGUAUGCUAAAUGUGGGGAAAUUGAUAAGGCAAGAUGGGUUUUUGACGAGGUGCAACACAGA